Messenger RNA from Penicillium lagena, 2523 nucleotides. Its product is annotated as beta-glucosidase. Gene Ontology annotation, molecular function: beta-glucosidase activity. The record is from RefSeq and is a predicted model, not a curated record. Gene Ontology annotation, biological process: glucan catabolic process. NCBI's taxonomy places the organism in Eukaryota, Fungi, Ascomycota, Eurotiomycetes, Eurotiales, Aspergillaceae. The transcript has 3 exons. Bases 1 to 2523 code for a protein of 840 amino acids.
AUGGGCAAGAUCGAUGUCGAGAAGGCCAUUGAGGAGCUGACGCUAGGGGAGAAGGUGGCUCUGACAGCCGGAAGCGACUUCUGGCACACAGUCCCCAUUCCGCGCCUGAACAUCCCACGCCUGCGCAUGUCCGAUGGGCCCAACGGCGUGCGCGGAACCCGCUUCUUCAACGGCAUCCCCGCAGCGUGUUUCCCCUGCGCCACAGCCCUAGGCGCAACCUGGGACACAGAGUUACUAGGCCAGGUUGGCCACCUGCUCGGCGAGGAAGCCAUCGCGAAGGGGACGCACGUCCUGCUCGGCCCAACCAUCAACAUCCAGCGCUCGCCGCUGGGCGGACGCGGCUUCGAGUCCUUUUCUGAGGAUGGCGUGCUCUCCGGCACACUGGCGGGCCAUUAUACCAAAGGCGUCCAGGAAAAGGGCGUGGCUGCGACGCUGAAGCAUUUUGUCUGUAAUGACCAGGAGCAUGAGCGCAUGGCUGUUAACAGUAUUGUUACUGCACGCGCGCUGCGGGAGAUUUAUCUCAUGCCGUUUCAGUUGGCGAUGCGUAUUUCCAAGAGUGCGUGUAUUAUGACCGCUUAUAAUAAGGUCAAUGGCACACAUGUCAGUGAGAAUAAGGCGAUCAUUGAUGAUAUCUUGCGGAAGGAGUGGGGGUGGGAUGGCCUAGUUAUGAGUGAUUGGUUCGGUACCUAUAGCACCUCCGAUGCCAUCAACGCCGGGCUUGACAUGGAGAUGCCCGGCAAGACUCGCUGGCGCGGGGAGGCUCUAGCUCACGCAGUUUCGUCGAACAAGGUCGCCCAGUUCAAGUUGGAUGAGCGUGUGCGCAACGUUCUCAAUUUGGCCAACUGGGUUGAGCCUCUAGGGAUUGGCGAAGAUGCUCCAGAGAAGGCACUGAACCGGCCAGAAGAUCAAGCUCUGCUGCGACGGGCAGCGGCCGAGUCAGUCGUGCUCAUGAAGAAUGAAGGCGGAAUUUUGCCUCUGAAGAAGGAAGGGUCGGUGUUGGUCAUCGGACCCAAUGCCCAGAUUGCCGCGUACUGCGGCGGCGGAUCCGCAUCGCUGGCUCCGUACUAUACCGUGACUCCGCUGGAAGGUGUCAAGGCAAAGAGCCAGGGUGAAGUCACCUUCACCCAGGGCGUGUACUCUCACAAGGACUUGCCAGACUUGGGUCCUUGGAUGAAGACUGCUGAUGGCAAGACCGGGCUCGCGUUCAGGGUGUACAACGAACCGCCUAGUGCUGGUCAGGAACGAAAUCUCGUCGAUGAGCUGCACUUGGUCUCUUCGUCUGGAUUCCUCAUGGACUAUAUUAAUCCCAAGAUCAAGUCGAUGACCUUUUAUGUCGAUAUGGAGGGCUUUUUCACUCCUGAGCACGAUGGAGUGUACGACUUCGGCGUGACUGUUGUGGGUACUGGCCGUCUACUCGUCGAUGGCGAAGUUGUUGUCGACAAUACCAAGGACCAGAAGCAGGGUUCUGCCUUCUUUGGAACAGCCACCGUCGAAGAACGAGGCUGCAAGGAGCUCAAAGCCGGACAAACAUAUAAGAUUCUGUUUGAAUUCGGCAGCGCCCCAACAUCUGAUAUGGACACACGCGGCAUUGUAGCCUUUGGACCUGGCGGGUUCCGGUUCGGCGGCAGCCGUCGUGUGGGCGAGGAGGAACUGAUCUCGACGGCGGUCGAGCAGGCUAAACAAGCAGAGCAGGUCGUCAUCUUCGCGGGACUUACCCUCGAGUGGGAGACCGAGGGCCAUGACCGUGAGCACAUGGACCUGCCACCAGGCAGCGACGAGCUGAUCAGCCGCGUGCUGGCGGCGAAUCCAAACACCGUGGUGGUGAUCCAAUCUGGCACACCGGUGACAAUGCCAUGGCUAGACUCAGCCCGGACACUUGUGCAAGCCUGGUUCGGCGGCAACGAGUGCGGCAACGGCAUCGCCGACGUGCUGUACGGCGACGUCAACCCAUCCGCCAAGCUGCCUCUGACUUUCCCACGCCGACUGCAAGACAAUCCCUCAUAUAUGAACUUCCGCUCCGAGCGUGGUCGCGUCCUGUACGGUGAGGACAUCUACGUGGGCUACAGAUACUUCGAGAAGAGCGACCUGGCGCCAGCAUUCCCCUUCGGCCACGGUCUUUCAUACACGACCUUUACGCGUUCCGACCUCAGCAUCACUACAGUGCCCGAGCAAGCUGUUCUAGCCGAGUCUGGAGAGCCCAUCACCGCCACAGUCAAGGUGACCAACACCGGCUCUCUCGCCGGCGCGGAGAUCGUUCAGCUCUGGAUCGUUCCGCCCCCAACGGCUGUCAACCGCCCUGUACGAGAGCUGAAGACUUUCACCAAGGUGUUCUUACAGCCUGGCGAAUCGAAGUCUGUUCAGCUUGUUGUCGAGAAAAAACUCGCUACUUCCUGGUGGGAUGAGGAGCGUGAUCAGUGGAUCUCCGAGAAGGGUAAAUACCGGGUUCAGGUUACUGGUACUGGCUCUGAGGAACUGUUUGGCGAGUUUGAGGUUGGCAAGACACGGUUCUGGCUUGGGCUGUAG